Messenger RNA from Mesitornis unicolor (brown roatelo), 820 nucleotides. It is a transcript of the gene RCL1, whose product is annotated as RNA terminal phosphate cyclase-like 1. Bases 85 to 732 code for a protein of 215 amino acids. The transcript is spliced from 6 exons. Lineage: Eukaryota; Metazoa; Chordata; Aves; Mesitornithiformes; Mesitornithidae. Gene Ontology annotation, molecular function: RNA endonuclease activity. Gene Ontology annotation, biological process: endonucleolytic cleavage of tricistronic rRNA transcript (SSU-rRNA, 5.8S rRNA, LSU-rRNA); ribosome biogenesis. The record is from RefSeq and is a predicted model, not a curated record. Gene Ontology annotation, cellular component: nucleolus.
GUCCUUAAGGCAACAGCACUACCCUUGCUGAAGAAGUUUGGAAUUUAUGGUGAAAGUCUGGAAAUCAAGAUCAACCGGAGAGGAAUGCCUCCCAAAGGGGGUGGAGAGAUACUAUUUGCUUGCCCAGUGAGAAAGGUCUUGCAGCCUAUUCAGUUCACAGACCCUGGCAAAAUCAAGCGCAUCAGAGGAACUGCGUACUCUGUCAGAGUGUCACCACAGAUGGCAAACAGAAUGGUGGAAUCUGCAAGGAGCAUCCUGAAUAAGUUCCUCCCAGACAUUUAUAUCUACACAGAUCAUAUGAAGGGGAUCAGCUCUGGAAAAUCGCCAGGUUUUGGCAUGUGCCUUACUGCAGAAACUAUCAAUGGCACUAUUCUCAGUGCUGAGCUAGCCUCAAACCCUCAGGGACAGGGAGCAGCUGUGGUUCCCGAGGAACUUGGCCAGAAUUGUGCUAAGCUGUUGCUUGAGGAGGUCUACAGGGGAGGCUGUGUAGAUUCAACAAAUCAGAGCCUUGCUCUGCUCCUCAUGACCCUUGGACAACGAGAUGUUUCCAAAGUCCUGUUAGGACCUCUGUCUCCAUACACAAUUGAGUUUCUGCGACACCUGAGAAGCUUCUUCCAGAUCAUGUUUAAAAUUGAAACAAAGACCCCUGAGGAAGAGCACAUGGGUGGGGAGAAAGUCUUAAUGACGUGUGUUGGCAUUGGAUUUUCCAACCUUAGCAAAACAAUAAGAUAAGAAACAUCUGCAGACUUCAUUAAAUGAGGUGACAGAAAACACUGCUAAGAACUGAUAAAACCUGCCUUUCUCUGUGCCUGUUCUGGCA